Messenger RNA from Diversispora eburnea, 669 nucleotides. Lineage: Eukaryota; Fungi; Glomeromycota; Glomeromycetes; Diversisporales; Diversisporaceae. The record is from the annotation of a GenBank genome assembly.
AUGUCACUUCUUAUUAAUCCCAUAAAUGUAGUAAAAGUCCCAUUCCCUCCAUCAAUUAGUGUUGAUAAAAUCAUACAAAUGCAUUUGAAAAAUGGUAUUAAAAAUGUCAAUAAUACUAUGAAUCCAUUCAUGAUCUACCGACGUGAAUUUAAUUACGUACACAAAAAUUUUAACCUUUCAUGUAAAAAUGUGUCAAAAUUAGCAAGUGAAUCUUGGAAAAAUGAGCCAGAAUAUAUUAAACAACGUUACAAACAGAUAUCUAAAGAAGUUAAGAAACGCUUUAAAAAAAUCUUCCCUACUCCUUUUUUCAUUAACAAAUUUGGAACAAGCAACCAAAUUGGUACGAAUGAUGUUUCUCUAGAAACCAAUCCUCCUAUGGACAAAAACUCACCAAGCACUAUUUAUCAAAGUCACCAAUUUAUUAAUAUGGGUCCUACGAACCAGAUCUCUCCAAAAAUUACCUGUUAUAAUUCUCUGCUUAUGAACACAGAACAAAAUUCAUUAGGCACUAAAUGCUAUAAUUCUCUACCUUCAAACUCACCAGCUAUUUAUUAUAGUCACCAAUUUGUGAAUAUGAAUAUGGAUCCAGAUGCUACCUCCUACGGUCCAAACCCCUCUUGGAUUAAUUUCCCCGAUUCUCCAAAUAUGGACCAAAUCUCCAGAUAUUGA